AUGGAUAGUCUUUAUCCAUUUCAAUGUGGCCUUCAAGGAGCGCUAGCAUCUAUUGAUGCUUUUGUAGCGGCAUGGGAAGGAAAUUUGCAGUCUGUCAAAGAUUUUAUUGAAAAAUAUCCAACAUUCAAAGAUAAACCGGGCCUUCAUGGAACAACUCUAUUAUAUUCAGCAGCCAAGAACAAUCGUAUGUCACUUGUUAUAUAUCUUGUUGAGAGUGCUAAGUGUGCUGUCAAUGCUCAAAAUCUUCAGGAUCUUGCAAAAGCUUUGGAAACCCCAAGUGGACACUAUGAUACCAUCCCAUCGGCUGCUUCAACAGCAUUACAUGGUGCUUGCUUUAAUGGGCACUUAAGAGUCGUAGAAUAUUUAAUUAAACACGGGGCCGAUUAUUUCAUUUUAAACCAAGCUCACGAAACUCCAAUUGAAAAUGGAAAACAAAAUGCCAAUAUUCGACAGUUUUUCGAAGGCUUUUUAAUACUCGGCUAUUCUCCAAUGGUGAAAGCUCUACCUCGAGAACCAAUUCGAGAAAAGUCGACAACAGGAAUAUUCGAUUGCAUAUGGGAAUACAAACUGCUGUCCAGCCAAGAAUGGAAAGAAUUUUCGAUUGAGAACUCCAAUGAAUUAAAUCAAUCGCUUCUCGUGGAGCCUGAUCAAGAAAUGAAACGUGAAAUCUAUCUGAAUACAGAUGGUGGUGUCUAUAGAGUUUCACUGAUUCAAUUUCAGCAAUCGGGUAAAAAACGUGAUCCAAAAACAAAUUUAGCAUGGGUUCGUUGUCGUGGUUCAUCGAUUUGGAACUUUGAUUGCUUUCCAUUAUGGCAACUAAUGAUUAUACAACAUACCAGCGUGCCGCCGAAUAAUGAACCGUCUCUAAAACCCUUUGAUGUACCAGCAACUUAUGAUAGUCGAUUUCGGUUACGACUUAAUUGCUGGUAUAAUUGCACGGAACACAUCAGUGCGCAACUCGAUCAUGCAAUCAAUUAUCGACAAAAGCAGAUUUGUUUCGAUGCUGACUUUAUAACUACUGAUAGGUUAGAUUUCAAUCUUCAAGAAUUUACAUUUACUAAUAAGGCAAAGACAAUAGUUGGCUGUAUACGAUGGAUACCAAAACUGAUAUCGAAAAAACAGCAAGAUUCAAGCAGGAUGCAUACAAUAGAUAAUUUUCAGAAUUUAGCCAAUCUUGAUCCCAUACCAUUUACCACAAGAGGACUCAAACAAGCAUCACAACGGAAUGACACGAAUUCCAUUAUCAGUGAUGAACUGUUAAUUGAUGAAAAUGCUGGUGAUCCUGUAUUACAAACUUUUCUCAAUGCGGAUGAAGGUGACGAAGACUACCUUGAAGGUCGAAAAGAGACUACCAAAACCUCUGAUGAUGAAUAUUGGUCUGUAAAAGAUUUUCAAAAAGAUGAUGAUACCGAAUCAGUAGUAAGCGAUGAUACAAGAAGUGAAAAUCUCGAUGACUAUUUAAAUGAGGCUUCAAGUCGAAGUUCAACAGCAUCUGUAAUAGUCGAAUCAAUUUCACUUGCUCAUCGUCAAGAAAUGGACGCAAUUAAAGCUGACUUAAACAAGAAGGAUCAGGAAAAUCGAAGUCUACAAGCGCAAUUACAUGCUGCUAAUGAAGAAAUGCAGCGAGAACUAUCGAAUAAUGAGCAGAAAACAGCUGAACAAGAAGCAGCAUUCGAAAAAUUACUCAAAAAGAUCACACAAUUGAAUGAUGCACAAAAAAGAGUCAAGGCAGAACAGGAUGAAACUCGAAGAAUAGAACAAGCCAUUAAAGCUAUUGACUAUAAGGAUAUUGAAAUAGAAAUCGUACAAGAUUUUUUUACGCCGAAAUUUAGUCUGAUACUCGACAAUUUGAAGAAAACAAUAACUAAAUUUGGCAAUUAUCCUAUUGAUAAAAUACUAAAAAUGUUAUUUGAAAAAAAAGGAAAGUCAUAUAUUGUUACCAUUGUCGGCUUCCCAGAGCAUCAUGAAACAUUCAAAACAAUCUUAAAACGAAUACGACAUUUAGUGCGUUUGAAGCAAGGAGCCAUUGAUUUUCAUCAACGCAAAUUAGAUCGAAUGAAAAAUACAAUAAAAGUCAAUCUUUCAAAGGUUCAACAGAAAACGCAAUAUUGGAAAGAAUACAAAAAAUCUUUGGUUCAAUUCAUUAACGAGAAGUCGAUUGAAUAUACAAAAAUGUUUAAUGAUUAUAUAGGAGAAAAGAUGAGUUCAUUAACUGAACAAUGUAUUUCUAAUGAUUUGACAUCAAUUAAAACUGAAAUUCACAGUCAAACAAAUAAUUUCAUGAGAGAUAACAAUCUAUUGUUCAAAGAAAUCGAAUCACUUAAAUUUCAAGCCCUUGAAGAAUUUAUUCAGCAAAAUAUUACUAUCCAACGCAAUCAUCUCGAGAAAAAGCCUACACCAACAGCAAUAUCCACACUAGAAAAAUUUAUUGAAAAAGUUCGAAAUAUACUGAAAACAAAUCCAAGGUUUAUUGGUCAUGAAAUAAAACAUUAUGGUAUGAUACCUGAUCUAUUACAACGAUUAAUGAUUUAUUAUUGUUGCUUUAAAAUACAACUACCUUUAUACGAGUCGUCAUUAGAACUAUUGGAUAAGAUUGAACAGAAUACAGUGACAACAAUCGCAACAUCAACUGGAUCAGGUAAAUCGAAUUAUUCGUUGUGAUUUGUUGCACUUCUUUGCAACAGAUAAUAAUCGAUACUAGACAAUGAAUAGGGUGUAGGUGUGGUUCUUAGUCUUCUCUCAAUUCAUACCCACGCCCACACCUUCAUUAGAGAAUUUUCACAAGUGAUAGAAAUCAAUUUUUCAAGAAUACGGCGUUUUUAUCCCUAGCUAAUUUGUGAUUGUUUCUCUUCAACUUAUACAAGAAUUCUCAAGAUGAGGUAAUGUAGUACUUACCCUACCUAUUAUGUAUAUUGAAUGUCACGGCUAAAAAUAUUAUUAUUGAAUAACGGAAAUUUUUUGAAAGAGACUAUGCAUCGAGAGAAGUGUUGGAUGUCCUGUAUAGUUUUGGUCUUUUAAAUAACGAAUCGAUUUUAAGAACUGAAAUUGGAGGUACAUUCAUAUUUUGUGUAGGACUAUCAACUAGCAAUGUUUCAUUGAAAUUGGUGACGUCAAUCAAACAGUUGGUGUCAUUUUUUAAUCUUCUGUAUCAUGAAAUGACUCGAAGCGAGGCUUGAGGAUUUCCUUAAAAAAGCUUCUAUUAUUUAAAUGAAACC
Messenger RNA from Rotaria sp. Silwood1, 3215 nucleotides. The record is from the annotation of a GenBank genome assembly. NCBI's taxonomy places the organism in Eukaryota, Metazoa, Rotifera, Eurotatoria, Philodinida, Philodinidae.